Oryctolagus cuniculus (rabbit) is the source of this 1005-nucleotide messenger RNA. Its product is annotated as glutathione S-transferase Mu 1. Gene Ontology annotation, molecular function: glutathione transferase activity. The record is from RefSeq and is a predicted model, not a curated record. Gene Ontology annotation, biological process: glutathione metabolic process. NCBI's taxonomy places the organism in Eukaryota, Metazoa, Chordata, Mammalia, Lagomorpha, Leporidae.
CGCACGGAAUUAGGGGCGGGGCAAGACGCGUUCACAGCAAGCUCCGCCCCUCCUGGCCGCCAAAGCUCUUCUAAAAUCACCAGGCCCAUACCACGGAAGCCAUUCCUCUGAGACCACAGGACCUGCACGAUGCCUGUGACGCUGGGUUACUGGGACAUCCGCGGGCUGGCCCACGCCAUCCGCCUGCUCCUGGAAUACACGGACACCAGCUAUGAGGAAAAGAGAUACACGAUGGGGGACGCUCCCGACUAUGACAAAAGCCAGUGGCUGAGUGAGAAAUUCACACUGGGCCUGGACUUUCCCAAUCUGCCCUACCUAAUUGAUGGGACUCACAAGCUCACGCAGAGCAACGCCAUCCUGCGCUACCUGGCCCGCAAGCACGGCCUGUAUGGGGAGACGGAAGAGGAGAGGAUUCGCGUGGACAUUCUAGAGAACCAGGUUAUGGACAACCGCAUGCAAUUCGGCAUGAUGUGCUACAGUCCCGACUUCGAGAAGCUCAAGCCCGAGUACCUGAAGGGGCUCCCUGAGAAGCUGCAGCUGUACUCGCAGUUCCUGGGGAAGCGGCCCUGGUUCGCAGGGGACAAGAUCACCUUCGCCGAUUUCCUUGUCUACGACAUCCUUGACCAGACCCGGAUAUUUGUGCCUGGGUGCCUGGACGCGUUCCCAAACCUGAAGGAUUUCAUGUCCCGCUUCGAGGGCCUGCCGAAGAUCUCUGCCUACAUGAAGUCCAGCCGCUUCCUCCGAGUGCCUGUGUGUGCAAAGACAGCCAAGUGGAGGGGAAUAUAGGGCCCUGGAAGGAGGUUCCUCGUUCCUUCACCCUGGAGGGAGGGCGCCGAGGACCACGUACAGCUGUGCCGUGGUUCUGAGAGCCGCUGGGCUGAUGGGGACGGGGCUGAGCAGGCUUGGGCAGACCCCUCUGUCACCUCCUCCCGGAAGCUUUCCCUGAUGCAGAUGCUCUCGUCUACAGUUUCAGAACAUUUCUCAAUAAAACAUCCCACUGUAUAA